Messenger RNA from Papaver somniferum (opium poppy), 1317 nucleotides. RefSeq names its product probable S-adenosylmethionine-dependent methyltransferase At5g38780. The transcript has 3 exons. Gene Ontology annotation, molecular function: S-adenosylmethionine-dependent methyltransferase activity. The record is from RefSeq and is a predicted model, not a curated record. Gene Ontology annotation, biological process: methylation. NCBI's taxonomy places the organism in Eukaryota, Viridiplantae, Streptophyta, Magnoliopsida, Ranunculales, Papaveraceae. Bases 141 to 1265 code for a protein of 374 amino acids.
AGUGGGUCAGCAGACCCUGUUUGUCCUACACAGUCCCCCACAGUUUACGCUACUUUCAAAACGUUCACAGAGAGAUGCACAUGGGUUUUGGCAUGUAUAAAUAUAGCCGAUGAACUAUCAAAUUAAGGUGUAAAUUAGAGAUGGGGAUGGAAAGAUCAGCUGUUGAAUCACAUCCAAUGAAAGGCGGAACUGGGCAGCACAGUUAUGUCCAGAAUUCAUCUCUUCAGAGACGUGGCAUUGAUCUUUCACAAGGGAUGAUAAAAGAAGCAAUUGCUAAAGAAUUCAAUAUCGAAAACCAACUAAUCAAGAACCCAAACACCACUUUUCGCAUUGUUGACUUGGGUUGUUCGGUGGGAUCCAAUAGUCUCAUUUCUAUUAAUGCCAUAAUCGAAGCCAUGGAUCUCAAAUUUGAAACUUAUUUUAAAGGGACAGACCUUAAGCAAACUGCGACACCUGAGUUUCAAGUAUAUUUCAAUGACAUUGCAUCAAACGAUUUUAACACUCUAUUUGCUUCGAUUCCUUUAGAAAAGCGUUACUUUGCAGCAGGUGUACCGGGUUCAUUUUAUGGACGUUUGUUUCCCCGAGCUUCCCUUCAUUUCGUUAAUUCAUCUACUGCACUUCAUUGGCUUUCUAGAAUUCCAAAAGGGCCGACAGGUGAUAUCAACUCAGCAUGGAAUAAAGGCAGGAUACAUUAUAGUAGUGCUUCAGAUGAGGUCUUUCAAGCUUAUUCAGCUCAAUAUGUUAAAGAUAUGGAAACUUUUCUUCUUGCUCGUGCACACGAGAUUGUCUGUGGUGGAUUGUUGUUUAUUUUGGUUCCAGCCAUCGCUGACAAAACAUUAAUUUCUCAAACAAGUCCUGGUUUACUUUUGGAUGUUUUGGGAUCUUGUCUUAUGGAAUUGGCAAAAAUGGAUAUUGUGGAUGAAGCUAAAAUAGAUUCUUUCAACAUGCCAUCGUACUUAACAUCACCAAAACAAGUGAAAGAUUUAGUAGAGAGAACCGGGUGUUUCACUAUAGAAAGAUUGGAGAAAUUGGAAACAUUGUUUCCACCAGCAAGUGGUGCAGAAAUACUAACUAACCAUAUGAGAGCUGCAUGUGAAGAAAUCUUCAAGCAACACUUUGGGUUCAGUGAUGAGGAUUUAGACAAAUUGUUUGAGCUUUACUCCAAAAGACUUGUUGAUCCUCUCUCAAUCUUUACAAAAUCAGAAGACAAGUCUUUUCAAAUAUUUCUUGUUCUCAAACGCAAUAGCGUUAGUAUUGCACCGUAACGCAAAUAUUAUGGUUGUAUUCAUCUUUUAGCAGAGAAAUCCCUUCAUUUUA